Messenger RNA from Aspergillus wentii DTO 134E9, 583 nucleotides. RefSeq lists its product as uncharacterized. The transcript is spliced from 3 exons. The record is from RefSeq and is a predicted model, not a curated record. The coding region runs from base 258 to 485 and encodes 75 amino acids. Lineage: Eukaryota; Fungi; Ascomycota; Eurotiomycetes; Eurotiales; Aspergillaceae. Gene Ontology annotation, molecular function: protein dimerization activity; DNA binding.
GCAUCUCAAUCUCGUUACUUUGUCUAUCGUGGUUUUGAAAUUGACGCAGACCCGCCAAUGUCCACAUCUUGAUGUGUAUGCUAUUGUAAUAGAGGUCUGCCAGUUGAAGCAUAUAUGGACGUAUUAUACUAUACCGAUAUCCCCCGUCAUUCUAUUAUUUUACUGGUGUUUUACUUCCUAGAUCGGGCGGCAAAAAUCAUAUCUCUGCGCGGGUUACCUCAUCUACCCCCUAUCACCUCUAUUCCAUCAGCAUCACUAUGGGUACACAGCGGAAGACUGCUGGCUACCACCGGAAUGCGGCUCGGCGGAGAAAGACUAUCUUUAAAAAGUGCGAAGAGUUGAGCCGGCUUGGGGUCGACCUUUGGAUUAUCAUCGGUUCAACUGAUCAAACACAUGUCUUCAAAUCAAGAGACCGUGGUCUGUUUGAUAGGUUUGACAGGCGAGUGGUGCUAUCGUGCGCUCGACCCAAAUGGCAAAAGGCUUAAAAGAAUAUCCUGGCACCCACCACAGCGUCUCGUCGAGUGCGUAUUAUCGAUCGGCUGCGUGCGGACCAUUCAGGUUCUGCGAUAGAGGAAAGUACAGC